Molecule: messenger RNA, 1197 nt
Organism: Hymenoscyphus albidus
Lineage: Eukaryota; Fungi; Ascomycota; Leotiomycetes; Helotiales; Helotiaceae
Source: the annotation of a GenBank genome assembly
CCUCCCCCACGCUGCUCGCACUGGCAAAUUUCACGGACUCUCACAAUCCAAACCCCAUUUUCUAUCAGGUCACUAAAUAGGAGUUAAGUGUGCGAAAGCCCCCCAUCCAACAUUAGCAGGAGCCAAGGUUGGUUAUUCUUAUCAGUCACCAGAGGAAUUGAUAUGUUAAUUAGUCUCCGAGGCAGAGAGGCGAGCCAGCAAAAGCUGUGAACGUCGUUCCAUAAAUUAAGACACCCCGAAUUACCCGCCACGCUCAUAAAGAAGCCAUGUCUUUGCUUUCCACAAUAUCCUCGUAAGUUAUCACAGCCAUCAGUUCCAUAAUUCACUAUAUCUGAUCAAGAUCUGGUCAGUUUGCGGAGCGAUGACAAGUAUACCGACUUGGAGAUCCGAUGCCAAGGAAAGGUGUUUAAUGUCCAUAAGGCAAUCGUUUGCAAGCAGGUAGAGUUCUUUGCAGCAUGUGUUGAUGGAAACUUCCAAGUAAGUCGGUCGCCGCUUCUAUGAUAGACGGUCAUUAAUCUUCAUGUUUGUUGCUAGGAAAGUCAGACCGGGGUCAUCGAAAUGAAAGAGGAUAUUCCCGAGAUUGUGGAUUGUUUCAUUGACUUUCUAUAAACCGAAGACUACACGGUGAAAACAAAAACUCCUGCCGUCGAGACUUCAGAGUCAACAAUUGAUUUGGACCGCUCGGAGUUGCUGCUUCACUCCUACAUGUACACCAUCGCCGAUAAGUAUAUGGUUGAGAAACUUUGUGCAAUAGCCGCCCAAAGAUUUAAGAGCGCAAUCUGGAAGGCCGGUGAAAAAGACCUGCAUACUUUUACCUCGGUCUUAAAGGCUGUAUUUGAAGGCUCGCCUGAAGACGAUAGAGUCUUCAAGGAUUUAUGUAUAGCGUUCUCUUGUGAAUGGUAUCGUAAACUUGGCGAGAGGGAGGACUUUCGAAAUUUCUGUCGGGCAAAUGGCGAUGUCUGUCUAGAAAUUCUGGAUAAGCAGAGUGCUUUGAAGGAGCUGGCAUUCAAAUCUUGUGCUGAAGCUGCUAAGCAAUCAAUUGCGCCGUGUCAGAAGUGCAACCCACCGCAGUUUCCUGCAUUUCAUUUCGGCGACAGCCAGAACAAUGUGAGAGCGCCGAGAUCCACGAACAUAUUUGGACCACCUGAAGGGCUUGGCACACGGAAUGGUACAAGUAUCUUUUUAAGAACGACAUAA